Molecule: messenger RNA, 5365 nt
Organism: Meleagris gallopavo (turkey)
Lineage: Eukaryota; Metazoa; Chordata; Aves; Galliformes; Phasianidae
Gene: PDE12
Product: phosphodiesterase 12
Biological process (GO): nuclear-transcribed mRNA catabolic process, deadenylation-dependent decay
Cellular component (GO): mitochondrion
Molecular function (GO): 3'-5'-RNA exonuclease activity
Source: RefSeq, a predicted model, not a curated record
GUGGAGGCCGGGCCGGGCGCGUGCACGUUCGACGCGCGGCACCUCUACACGCGCAAGGCGUGCGGCCGCGGCUCCGUGCGCGCCGUCUCCUACAACAUCCUGGCCGACGCCUAUGCCCAGACCGAGUUCUCCCGCACCGUGCUGUACCCGUACUGCGCCCCGUACGCGCUGGAGGUCGACUACCGGCAGAACCUGCUGAAGAAGGAGCUGGCCGGAUACAACGCCGACCUCGUCUGCCUGCAGGAGGUGGACAAAUCCGUCUUCGCCGAUAGCCUGGCUCCGGCUCUGGACGCGUUCGGGCUCGAGGGGCUCUUCAAGAUCAAGGAGAAGCAGCACGAGGGCCUGGCCACCUUCUAUCGCAGGGACAAGUUCAGCCUCCUGAGCCAGCACGACAUCACGUUCAGCGAGGCGCUGCUGUCAGAGCCGCCGCACGCGGAACUGCGCGACAAGCUGGGCCGGUACCCCGUGGUGCGGGACAAGGUGCUGCAGAGAUCCUCCGUGCUGCAGGUUUCAGUUCUUCAGUCUGAAACUGAUCCUUCUAGGAAGCUUUGUGUAGCUAACACCCAUCUCUACUGGCAUCCAAAAGGUGGGAACAUUCGUCUCAUCCAAAUUGCUGUAGCUUUGUCUCACAUCAAGUAUGUAGCAUGUGACUUGUACCCUAAUAUACCAGUCAUAUUCUGUGGAGACUUUAAUAGUACACCAUCAUCUGGAACUUACGGUUUUAUUAACACUGGUGGCAUUGCUGAAGAUCACGAAGAUUGGGCCUCUAAUGGAGAAGAGGAAAGGUGCAAUAUGCCUCUAAGCCAUCCCUUCAAACUACAGAGUGCUUGUGGAGAACCUGCAUAUACAAACUAUGUUGGUGGGUUUUAUGGAUGUCUGGACUACAUUUUCAUUGACAGAAAUGCUCUGGAAGUUGAACAGGUCAUUCCAUUGCCAAGUCAUGAAGAAGUAACAACCCAUCAGGCUUUGCCAAGUGUUUCACAUCCUUCAGAUCAUAUAGCACUCGUAUGUGACUUGAAGUGGAAAUAGAUUGGCUUUUGCAUAAUGCUUUUUGGGGUUUUUGUACAAAUUGAUGUACUGUUGAGGAACUGAGGUUCAACCCUGGCUUGUAUGCUACUAAAAUGAGAGUAAUUUAAGAAAAGUGAAUGUGUUUAAUGGUGCUACUGAAGGUUAUCUCACCGCUAACAUGAACUUGUACAACAAUUUCUCCUUUCCCUUUUUAUAUGCCAAUAGAAAAAAAUAUUUCAGCUGUAGAGUUUUGAAAGUUGGAUUGUAUAUCCUUUUACAGGUUUUUAAAGGACUAAAAUUGUUGAAUAUAUGAAUUAAAUCUUAUUUGUAAGUGUACAAACUGAACUCUGAUCAGAACCAGGUGCAGAAUCUGAAAAGAAAUAACCAUGGUUUGGAUUCAUUCAGCUCAUUGUGGUUACUGUCAUAAGAUAGAGCUUUUAAAAUAAACUCAGAAGCUGAGUUUAUCAGCCAGUUUUUUAGCAAGUGGCAUGAUCACUGUACCUGCUGCCUUCUGAAAAAACAUUCUUUAAUUAUCAGUGAAUGGUCUUGUUCAGUCAACAGCUAUGUUAAAUUUAAGAUGAUAAUCAACUUGGAAGCACUUUGCUCGCUCACUUAGCAUGGGUAGUGAGGGUCACUUAAACACUUACUCAAACUGGAUUCUAUAUAUAGGUUGCAUCUACUGUUCCAUCUGUUGUCUAUGGUUAGUAGUAGUAUUUGAGGUUAGGACAGCCAGCUGGGGAUGGGAGGGAACUCUAACAACAUAAUUUAAUAAUCUCUUUUCAGGUGUGGGGAGAUACAGAAUGAAUGAUGUGGUGUAUCCAUCUCUGCCUGCAUUUUUAAAGAAACAAGUUACUUAAAACUUUAUAAUAAGCACUUAUACUGAAAAACACAAAUACUGGUUUUAUUCCUUGUACAUUGUUCCAUGUGGAACUAGUCUAGUCCAGGUAACUUGGAUGCUGGGAAACCUGCUUUAUUGUUAUCUUCAUUGAAUUUGUUGGAAAGGGUAUGAGUCAUUAACUAACUUUUCCUGCAUAAUUAGUCCAUAUGAAACAAUCAGCACUUAAAAACUAUUUCACUACAUCAUCUUUCACCUAAUAAGCUUCCUUUUCUGACUGUGCCAGUUCUCGCUUGAUUUCUCUCCAGUCACAGUUGCCUAGCAUGGCAAAACAAGUCCUAAUGUGAUAGUACAAAAAAAACAAAAAACCCAACAGCUUAACUUUGAAAGAAGCAAAAGAAACACUGUUGUGAUGUAGACACAAGAGUCUACAUUACAACUGUCUACCAUAAAUAUGGUAGAAGACUUAAAAGACUGUUUAAAAAAAAGAAAAAUAGGAGAAUAAAAAUGUAAUUCAGAACUUCUUCCAGUUGGUAAACCUCCAGAAGAUUAAGCUAAAAUCCAAUGCUGUGUUUACUUCAGUUACUUGUAAAACAACACUUGGAACUCUGCCAUCUAUGCUAAUAUUGAGAUGGCCAUGCAGUUCUUAACUAAUGUGGUCGUGCUCAGAUCAUAAUGUUGAGAAGCAAUAUCACCCGAUAAAGGUUUGUGAUAGAAUGCCCUACUGUAAGGGAAGCUAGAAAAGUACUUAAAGGAAGAUGUCGAAGAACUGAAAGCAAAGAGGAUGGCUGAGCCACUUGUUAGUUCACAGAUGAAUUAAAAGUAAAGAUGACUUUGAACAGGUGCCACAACUCAUGCCCCUGUCGUGGUAAAAGAAGCUGGUAGCUGGCUCCAAUUGCUGAGAGAGGUAAGUUUUUCUUCUAAACUUCUUCAUACUGGUAUACUAUGUUGACAGUCCCUACUGUGCUGUGCUCUUCAGAGGCAGUUCCUCUUAAUCCCUGUAAUGGUGUCUGGGCUGCUGCUUUUGUCUCCUUGUAGACAAAGGAGAACACUUGGCUUGUGCAGGAACCAAGUGAUAAGGCAAAAACAGGGUACUGUUACAGGCCCAAUUAGAUGGCCCCUACACAGAGCAGAUAAUCUUUUAAUAUUUUUUGGAAGGAAUUUCAGCUCCACAAGUUAAUGCUGGAGAAUCUUCAGGCCAAGCAUCUCUGGUUUAAUUUAGUAAAAUGCAAUAGCACAGGCUGACUGCCAAUAGCAGCACCGUGUCAGGAGUUAGGCAGGCAUGCCUGGAAGUGUCAGUACUGGGAUGUAGGUUAGGAAAAAGACAAUUCAAAAGAACUUGUGAUUUCUGGGGGAGUGCAGGAAACAAUCCUUUGAUAUUCCUUGUGCUCCCAAGAUGUAUUUACAUCUGUAAGGUUAUACAUGGCACUUCCUACUUGACACAAGGUGAUUUUAGCUUCUUUGUUCCCCCUACAUAUUUGCCUAUAGCUUGCCCAAUUAAUUCUUCCCUGAAUGACUUCUAGAUCCCAUAUUCAUAGAACCCUAUCAAACUUGUCUCCAUUUUAUUUCAUAAUUCUAAGCUUGCGUGUGAUCCAGCAGCUGGAAUUCUCCAUGUCCUCCACAUAAGAAAAGAACCUCCCAGCCACCUCCCAAAAAACAAGCAAUGUUCUCUGCAUUUUUGAAGUACGCUCAUUUGUUAUGCUACCUCCUCAGCUGGCAUUAAGAGAGAACAAGCAUGCUGCUUUCCCUUCUCUAACCAACGGUGCAGAAAAGGAAAGAGCACUGUAACAGCAUAUGCCUCUGACUAGCUUUUUAGGAAGGAGAUUCUUUCUUUUACACUGACUCCCACCUUACUGUAUAAGCUGUAGCCUUCAGCCCCAUCCCUAUUUUAAAAUGAGGCUGAAGAUCUUUACUACUUUGAUUUAGUAAAUCGCUCAUUUUAUAGCAGCAUUACAGCCUACAGGCAGGCAAAGCCAGACACAGUGACCCUUUGCAGUAUCAACUGUUAUUUACAUGCUGUAACAGCAGUGGCUAAACACAGCUUACCUAAGCCAAGUUAGGUUUUAAAAAGCAUUUUAAAGAAUUAAACCAGAAUUAAAAAGACUUCAUCUCCCUAUAUGAAAAAUAAUGUUUCCUUCAAGGUAACAGUCCUCUUUCAUCCAUACUUUUUGUAUUUAAAGUCUACCUCUAACCUCUGUCUCAGAAGAGGCAUUUAAUGUGGAAUUUAGUGUGUCACAAUUGUUUAACUCACUGUAACUACCACUACAGCCCACCUAACAGACCAGCCAGCUCUUCUGAGCAAGGCAUUCCUUCUAAGGUUUAUUUCAAGAAGCUGCUUUACCAGAAACACACUUAUUAACAAGUGCUGAUCCAAUGCACAGAUACAUUGACUUCUGCCAGUGUGUAUUCCACAACUUAUUAAAGCUACAAGCAGAAUGUUACCUUAACUCUAUCUCUUGGGUUUCUGUUACACACCAAGGAGAGUCACUGACUCAUUUCAAGAGCUCUGGAAUUUCCUCCAGUUAUUGAUGCUCACAGUAACUGUUUCCUAGAAACUUCAGUCUCAUGGGUACAGCAGAACCUGCUUGGAAGUUGCUCUUAAUUUAAACCUGCUUGAGCUUAGCAAACUUUGGCACUGGGAUUGCUUGGAGGAAGGACAGCAAGAUCUGAGCUUGUAGGACACGAACUGAGGUCAAAUCUGCCAUGAAAUCAUACUUCAGCUACCUGAAGACAAUUAAGACACAAGAUUGAGCUGUUUGCAUUUGUUUAACAGACAGAAAAAUAGAAAAAGAUUGAAAAGAGUUAAUUUAAGCAUUUUGAAACCAUGCCAGGGAGGGAAGGGACACAGCAGCAACUAUAUAGACCUUAUUUCUGGGGGGUGCCCAUCACCAUUAACACAACGUUGAUUAAAGCCUGUUCAAGUGUUUCACUUUUCAGCUAACCAACCUCCUCCUCCUGCUAAAAACCAAGUUGUUUUUAAGUGCAGAAACAACUACAAGACAGACAUGCAUGCUUCUCAGGCAGUUUGUACUUGUUUUAUUACUGUUUUUGUAACUGUUAGUAUUUUCAUAUCUGGACAACUUAAAAGGAAUUCUAGAUUUACAACUUCAAAAGAUACAGAAUCAUAGGUCUUGAUGACAACUACUCUACUGCACUGUAUACAACUCUGCCCACCUUGUGCCCCACUCUGUACAGCCCCAAACAAGUGAAAAUGAGAUUUACGUUCACAUUCAAGCUGCAAUGAAGCUCAGUUUAUGGAAAAUGAGUAUGUGAUAAGUCACAGCUCAACUACUUAAAAAUCAAGAAGAGCAUACGCAGAACAAUACAUUUUAUCAUUUUAUUAGGAAUAAUUCCAAGUGGGUUAUGAAGAAACUAAUCCAUUGAGUUUGAUGAAUUUUCCAAAAUCUCAUUAUGAAGAUAUGUCCACCAACAAACAGUAAAACUUCAGCAGAACUAUUAUACACUGGGCAAAAAUAGUCAGGCUGAUACCAAAAAGCAACAUGCAACAUAAAAAAAAAAAAA